AUGGAGUUUCCAGCGCCCUUCAUCUCACUGAUUGAGCAGUGUAUAUCUACAGCAAGGUUCUCUAUUGCCAUCAAUGGGGAAUUGUGCGACCAUUUCACAGCCUCAAAGGGGUUGAGACAAGGUGACUCCAUCUCACCCUAUCUAUUUGUAUUGGUCAUGGAAGUUUUCUCACAGAUGCUAAGGAAGGCAUACAACAACAACCUCAUAGGAGCUCACAAUAGCACCUCGAACCCCCAAGUUACCCAUCUAGCGUUUGCCGAUGACAUCAUGGUUUUCUUCGACGGGAAACUAAUUUCCCUAUCAAACAUUACUGGGGUUCUCCAGGAGUUCUCAGACGCCUCAGGUCUUCAAAUGAAUAAGAGCAAGACAAACUUAUACCUAGCGGGAGUGAACCAGGUGGAAACCUCCCAGAUGGCUUCCCUUGGCUUCAACAUCGGAUCACUACCAGUAAGGCUGCAACUCCUAUCCUCCGUGAUCCAUGGUACACUUAACUUCUGGAUGUCGGCUUUUAUACUCCCUAAAGGUUGCAUCAAGAAGAUUGAGAGUCUAUGCAAGAACUUCCUGUGGAAUGGUGAUGUAACCAAGCGAGGGUCAGCAAAAGUCGCUUGGAGUAGUGUUUGUCUCCCAAAAGAAGAAGGGGGAUUGGGAUUGAGAAACCUAAGCAUUUGGAACAGAACACUCUGCCUCAAAUUAAUUUGGAGACUGUUUGAUGCCCCCGACUCGUUGUGGGCUAUGUGGUUGCGCAAUACCAAGAUAAAGGAUGGAUCAUUCUGGGCUAUGGAUGCAAAGAAACAAUCCUCAUGGACUUGGAAGGCCUUGUUGAACCUUAGACACACUGCAAGACGCUUCCUAAAGGCAAGGCUCGGUAACGGUCAGCAGAUAAAUUUCUGGUACGAUUGGUGGACGCCUUUUGGCCCCUUAAUAGACUACCUUGGUCCUUCCGGCCCAUAUCAAAUGGGUAUCCCUCCGCAAGGUCAGGGAAGAUGCUCAAGCAGUGGAAUGAAACAAUCAUCACGCUCAUACCAAAAACCCCAAACGCUCAACGGAUGGGGGAGUUCCGUCCCAUUGCUUGCUGCAACACUCUUNUGUGGUCGGUACCAGGAAACCCGUGAUCACCUAUUCCUCCACUGUGAGGUCAGCGAGGAACUCUGGUCGGAAGUAACUAGAAGACUUGGAUACCGGUCAUUCUCCUUUCACACUUGGGAAGCAUUCAUCAGCUGGUUGGACAUGAAGGAUAAAACAUCCACACGUCCCCUACGCAGGCUAGUGGCUCAAGCCGUUGUCAACGCUUUAUGGUGGGAACGUAACACUAGACACCACCUCAACAUGUCCACUGAGACUACUAUCUUAUUCAAAGGUCUUGACAGGCAGAUUAGGGAUGCUAUCCUGGCGAAGAAGAAUAGGAAGUGUUUUAGGACCGCUAUGCGGAUAUGGUUAAAGUUCGUUUAG
This is a messenger RNA of Camelina sativa (false flax), 1449 nucleotides long. The record is from RefSeq and is a predicted model, not a curated record. NCBI's taxonomy places the organism in Eukaryota, Viridiplantae, Streptophyta, Magnoliopsida, Brassicales, Brassicaceae.